Messenger RNA from Sus scrofa (pig), 4962 nucleotides. It is a transcript of the gene RCE1, whose product is annotated as Ras converting CAAX endopeptidase 1. Lineage: Eukaryota; Metazoa; Chordata; Mammalia; Artiodactyla; Suidae. The record is from RefSeq and is a predicted model, not a curated record. Gene Ontology annotation, biological process: CAAX-box protein processing. Gene Ontology annotation, molecular function: metalloendopeptidase activity. Gene Ontology annotation, cellular component: endoplasmic reticulum membrane.
UUUUUCCUUUUCUAGGGCCACUCAUGUGGCAUGUGGAGGUUCCCAGGCUAGGGGUCUAAUCAGAGCUGUAGCCACCGGCCUAUGCCAGAGCCACAACAAUGCGAGAUCCGAGCUGCAUCUGCAACCUACACCACAGCUCACGGCAACACCGGAUCCUUAACCCACUGAGCAAGGGCAGGGAUCGAACCCGCAACCUCAUGGUUCCUAGUCGGAUUCGUUAACCACUAUGCCACUAUGGGAACUCCACACUUGCUUUCUGCAUGGCUUCUGAACCACACGGUCUCUUGUCUGGGAAGGCCUCUUCAUUACCAAAUUGACUAUGCAUCUCUUCAUCAUAUCUGCACUAUUCAAAUUCUGUGAAUUUGGCACUCUGAGACUGGGACUCACCUGCUUCUCCCCUCUCUGGUCUUCUCUUCAGCUAGCUUCCUCUGGCCACCCCCAAAUGGUGCCCAUGCUGUACUCCUUCCCGAGCUGCUCUCUUCCAUCGUAGUUGUAGACCACUGCCUGUGGGUGUAAGACUCCGCAGACGGUAUAAACCGUCCAGGCCUCUCUGGAACAUUAGAUGUGAACUCUCUCUGCUCACUGGCUGCUCUGUGUGGAGGUCCCACUGGCACCUCGGGUUUCCUCUCUCGUGAUAUCUUGCCCUCUGCACACACAUCCAUGACCAGCUCUUCUUUAGUCACCAUUAAUAGCACCACAGCCUAUCGCUUUUCACAUCUGAAACCUGCCCCUCAUUCUCAUGCUCCGCAUCCAGUCUACCAAGGCCUGUUGAUUUGGCCUUAUGAAUACUUCUGACUCCUUCAUACCCACUGCCUUCACUUCUCCUGGGCUCUUGAGGUCGUCUUUUCUCUAAUUUGACUAAGCCACACUUUUGACAAAUGAUCAUUCUGAAAUACAGAAUUAAUAGUUCUCCAAUGUUAAGACUCCACUGCUUUCCUAGUUCUUACAGAUAAAAAUCCAUUUCUUAGCCUUCUCUGACUCCCACUAACCCCUUCAGAUUCAUCUCCUUGGAUGCCCACCUUGCAUUUUAGGUAGGACACUGUUUAAUGCCUUUGAGUGUUUGCCCAGCAGUUUCACCCAGGAAGUUCUUUCCUCUGCCUUGUCAGUGGGGUCUAUUUCUCUUCAUCCUUCAAAACCCAACUGAGACAUCUCAAGGGAAUCUUCCUUCAUCUACAGAGAUGGUUUAAGAGCUUCUUUCUCUUUUGCCGGUGGACUUCGUACACACUUCUGCAUCCUUCUAGAAUCUGUGAGCUUCACCCAGGGAACAGCUCUUUGAUCUAUGUUCCCAGGACCUUCUCAGAAACAAUCUACAGAUCCAAACUGCUUUAAAUUUGCACCGCCUAAUGCAGCUUGAGCAACAAAGGGAAAGGCGAGGCCACCUUUCCGGCAGGGGAAUCACAGCUUGGCAGGGAGGGAGUAGCUGGGUAGUGCAGACGCCACAAAGGAUCAGUGUGGUGAGUGAGUGGACGCGAGCCUCAAGUGAGGGCUUGGUACAGUCCCAGAUGCCUCUUCCCCGGCCCAGCUCAGAGGGGACAGGGAGACUGAAGCCCUUGCGCAGCCUCAGCCUGGGAUCCGGAGCUGCCAGGCUUUAAUCCGGAGAGGACCAGAGGAAAGUGUUCUGAGGUGGGAGGGCUAAGGGAGCCGCACCCCAGCGCCUCCUUUUCUCCCAGGUUUCCCCUACGGCUCCUUCUAGCACAGGACAAGGGAGUAAGAUGGGCGGGCGUGCUUCCUCCUAGGGACCAGCAGGCAGGCAGAAAUCAAGAAACUUAAGAGGGGCAGACUCCGCCAAAGCCUGGAGGAGACGCGGACUUUCUACUCACCUGGGACCCUGAGCCCGUCAGAGGCGGCCCCGCGCCCCGUGGAGCCCACCGCGGCCCCCCUGACCCCUAGUCGAAGCAGGACGGGCCCCGGGAGCGACCUGGAGGUAACCGGGCUAAGGCCGCACAGGGGAGGGAGCGGCAGCAGGGCGGGGCCCGGCUGCUGCCGAGGGGUCCUCACGCUGGGCCUCCUUUCCUCCCGCAGGACGCGCUGUGGCUGCAGGAAAUCUCCAAUCUGUCCGAGUGGCUGAGUCCCGGCCCUGCGCCCUGAACUGUGCCCCCUCCCCGCGCCCCAGCGCCCGCGGGGGCCGCAUGUAGUCUGUUGUUCAAUAAACCUGCUCCGCGCGCGCGUGUCUCUUUAGUGCCGGGCCGGGGGCGGGGCGGCAGCCCGCGCCGUCGGAUGACGUCACCCGCGCUUCCGGCAAGCGCGGGCUGGGCAGCGGCGGGAUGCGUCACUGGUGCGCGCCGCGGGUCCAGGCGCGAUGGCGGCGCUGGGCGGGGAUGGGCUUCGCCUGCUGUCGGUGUCGCGGCCAGAGCGGCCGCCCGAGUCGGCGGCUCUGGGCGGUCCGGGCCCCGGGCUCUGCUGCUGGGUGUCCGUGUUCUCUUGCCUCAGCCUUGCCUGCUCCUACGUGGGCAGCCUCUACGUGUGGAAGAGCGAGCUGCCCAGGGACCACCCUGCCGUCAUCAAGCGGCGCUUCACCAGUGUCCUGGUGGUGUCAAGUCUCUCGCCCCUCUGCGUGCUACUCUGGAGGGAACUUACAGGCAUCCAGGCACAUCCCUGCUCACCCUGAUGGGAUUCAGGCUGGAGGGCAUUUUUCCAGCAGCGCUGCUGCCCCUGCUGCUGACCAUGAUCCUUUUCCUGGGGCCACUGAUGCAGCUGUCUAUGGAUUGUUCCUGUGACCUGGCAGAUGGGUUGAAGGUUGUUCUAGCACCUCGCUCCUGGGCUCGCUGCCUCACAGACAUGCGUUGGCUGCGGAACCAAGUGAUCGCACCCCUGACAGAAGAGCUGGUGUUCCGGGCCUGCAUGCUGCCCAUGUUAGCACCGUGCACAGGCCUGGGCCCUGCUGUGUUCACCUGCCCACUCUUCUUUGGAGUUGCCCAUUUUCAUCACAUUUUUGAGCAGCUUCGUUUCCGCCAGAGCAGCGUGGGGAGCAUCUUCUUGUCUGCAGCAUUCCAGUUCUCCUACACAGCUGUCUUCGGUGCCUACACUGCUUUCCUCUUCAUCCGUACAGGACACCUGAUUGGGCCAGUUCUCUGCCACUCUUUCUGCAAUUACAUGGGCUUUCCUGCCGUGUGUGCAGCCCUGGAGCAUCCACAGAGGCGCCCCCUGCUGGCAGGCUACGCCCUGGGUGGACCCUUCGCUCUGUGCCUUCCACAGAAAGUCUGCCAGCCUCACAUCACACAGGAGGAAACAAAUCUAAGAUGGAAGAGGAACCGGCUCGGUCACCUGGGAGUGGAGGCUUUUCUGGCUCUCUCCACCUCAGACCGCUGUCACGAUGCCACUUCUUUGGUUCCUGGAGGAACCCAGCCCAAAGGCUCAGAGCAUGAGCAACCCUGCCACGCAACACUGGAACUCAAGGUUUUUUUCUAGAAUCUGGUAGUGUUUACGUGCUCUUCCUGUUCUUAGAAUGGUUCCUAUGUUCUCAUUCCCCUGCCUCUAUGCCGUCCCCCCCUUUAAAAAAAAAAAAGACAAAGACUGAGAGAAUAUUCUCCCUCCAGGUCCUAUCCCAGACUCAAGGAGGUUGUCCUGCGUCCCCUUCCCUGAGGGUGGUGGUCGGAGAAAAGGAAACGGAUGUGCAGUCACUCCCUGCAGCCCCCAAACACAACUGGCCGUGACUAAACUGUAUUUGUCUGGAUCUAAAAGGGCACCGUGAGUCACAUACCUGCCUUGCUGGAGAACAUUCCUCUCCGCUAGCCUGCAUGGCAGCUGCCAGGGAAGCUGAGGGAGUGAGCACAGGCCGGUUUUAUAGAGGGUCCAUUUGGGAUCUGGGAGUCCAAAGAGGGGGCAGCGCAGCCCCACCCCAAAGAUUAGGCGUGGUACCCCAAGAUGGCUGGGCUGGCAGGGUGCCGGGAUGUACUUCCUGCCUGGUCCCCCGAGGGUCCCUCCCCUUCCUACAUCCCUGCUCAGGAACUGCCCAGCGCCCCACCCAUCUCUUCACUGCACCCUCCUCCUCCCCCGUGCAGUGGGCAGCUGCCCAGUGAUAGGAAGGGGUGCCAUCCCACACACAGGUGGGGAACUGUGGGGAAGGAUUAGGAUUCUCCCCAGGGCUGGUUGUGGGGGGUGGCAGGAUUAGAUCCUGGGCCUUUAGUCAGGGGCGCCUAACCUCCCAUCAGAGUCCUCACAUCCAGGGGUCUCACCUGCCCCCUACAAAGUGGUGUCUGUCUGCAUCUAGAGCUGCACUAACGGGGUGGGAGGUUAGUCCUGGUCUAGAAAAUAAAGCAGGAUGUGGAGAAGCAAGUCCACCAAUAGGCUGGUUUUAAUCCUCUCUGCCUCUCACUAGCUGUGGGGCACGGCCUCUGACUCCAUUUCUGUGUCUCUUAAAAGGGGUAAAGGUUGAUUCUUUGAGUUAAUAGAUGUUACAUGCUUAGAACAACCCUUUCCCCCGUCCAAGGUCUCAGUGACAACUAGCGAGUUCUGUUUUGGGUGUGUAUACAGUAGGCACUCAGUAGUGGCUUAACCCAGGGCCACAGUUUCCAUCCUCACUACCCUCCAAGGAGGAAGAUACAACUGAACUCCCGCAGGGGAGUUCUCAAGGGCAGCCCUGGCCCUCUGCUGAGUGGCACUAGGGGUGCGGUGGGUUGCACAGGACCCAAAAUGGAGGGCAGGGGAAGCCAGUUUUAUUGAGCAGAGUUCUCAGGACCUGGGUUUGGGUCUCCCCUGCAGGAGGCAGGACCCCUAAGUCUGCUCCCCUGGGUCCUGGGCCCACCUGCGCCCCCACCUGUGGCCUCCAGCAAGGGGAGGACCCUUAUUUGGCAAGAGAUGAGUAUGUGAGCAACUGUCCACUGGCAGGUGGAGGACAGAUGGCAGGAGGAAGAGAAUGGGCCACCACAGGCAGUGUCUCCCGCCCUGAGCAGCUGAGGACAGGCGCUCCAGGGCCAGGCCUUCCUGCCCUCAGCCCUGGCUGGCCUGGGCCUGCCCUGGCAG